GGGUUGGCUGAGAGGUCGUGUGUGGCGGUGAGCAGCUGAGGUCGGCUGUGAUCUGGGUCUUCUCUUCUGGCUGAGAGCAUGUACAGGAGGAAUGGACUCCCUGCCAGCGUCAGCAUCACCUCCCGCCACACACAGGACAGCAGUAGUUCAGAGUCCCUGGAUGGACGGAGUUUGGACUCUGCCAAGAGCUUUGACGCGGUGGUGUUUGACAUGCUCAAAGUGACACCCGAGGAGUUUGCUAGUCAGAUCACUUUGAUGGACGCUCCUGUAUUCAAAGUGAUACAGCCCGAGGAGCUGGCAAGCUGUGGAUGGAACAAGAAGGAGAAGCAUAGCCUGUCACCCAACGUUGUGGCCUUCACACGGAGAUUUAACCAGGUCAGUUUCUGGGCAGUGAGGGAGAUAUUGACGGCUCAAACAUUGAAAAUCCGAGCAGAAAUAUUGGGCCACUUCAUCAAAAUUGCCAAGAAACUCCUGGAGCUGAAUAACCUGCACUCUCUGGUGUCGGUGGUCUCUGCUCUUCAAAGCGCACCUAUCUUCAGAUUGAGCAAGACCUGGGCACUGAUCAGUCGAAAGGACAAGGCCACCUUUGAGAAGCUCGACUUCCUGACGUCAAAAGAAGAGAAUUACAACCGCAUGAGAGAGUACACCAGGUCCCUCAAAAUGGCCCCCUGCAUCCCCUACCUAGGAAUUUACCUGUUUGACAUGACUUACAUUGACUCCGCCUACCCUGCUUCUGACAGCAUCAUCGAGACUGAGCAAAGAACCAAUCAGAUGAACAAUCUACUUCGCAUCAUCUCCGAUCUACAGGUGUCCUGUAACUAUGAUCAUUUAGUCAUGUUACCACACGUGCAGAAGUAUUUGAUGUCAGUGCGCUACAUCGAGGAGCUCCAAAAGUUUGUGGAGGAUGACAAUUACACACUAUCAUUGAAGAUUGAGCCUGGGAACAGCUCACCUCGGCUGGUAUCCUCCAAAGAAGACAUUGGAGGACCCUCAGAAGAGUCUGUCUCAGUGCGGUAUAACAGACGACCAACCUGUCCUGAUACAUCAGUGGUUGCCCACCUUCCAACACCCUCUCUUGCCCGACACAGGAAGAGCCACAGUCUGGGGAACAAUAUGAUGUGCCAGUAUGGUGUGGUGGAGAGUAAAAGUGGGACAUUCCCUGCAAAAGAAAAAGCUCGACACCUACUGGACGACAGCUUCUUAGAGUCUCACAGCCCUGUCAGAAACCACACACACGAUUCAGUAUUUACCAACGGCAUCACAGUUGGUAGUAGAGAGAGCUCUUUUAGUGAUGAAUUAUCAAGUACAGUUGAGAGAGGACGUAUGUAUGCCACACUUGGUCCAAACUGGCGAGUCCCAGUCUGUAACUCUCCCAGAAGUAGAAGUUAUAUUUAUAGCACCACAGGGGCAGUUUCCAGCUAUGAAUGCAGUUCUCUGAGCAGUAUAACCAUUGAAGGACCCCUGCGAAGAAAAACACUGCUGAAGGAGGGGAAAAAACCCACUCUCUCAUCCUGGAAGCGCUACUGGAUUGUCCUGUCUGGCUCCAUUCUCAUCUAUUUUGGUUCUAAAGCUCUAAGAGCAAAUGAGCGAAGACAUUAUAAAUCCAGGCCAUGUAAAAAGAUCACGCUCACAGGUUGGAUGGUGGUUCUUCCAGAAAACCCUGAACAUCCAAACAUUUUCCAGCUCACUGAUCCUGAAAGAGGUAAUGUUUACAAGUUCCAGACUGGAUCACGUUUCUCUGCCAUUAUCUGGCACAGACAUUUAGCCGAGGCGUGCAGGAGUACAAGACCACAGAUACCAGCGAACCUCAUGUCCUUUGAAUAGCUGCUUUUUGGGAAUUGGCAUACAGAUGAAGGCAAUACACUUAAUGGAGAACGACAUUGCAGAAGAGUUUAUGCGAGGAGCCAGCAUGUUGGACCUAACAUAGUGUCAUAAAUGUGGCAGCUC
Messenger RNA from Carassius carassius (crucian carp), 1947 nucleotides. RefSeq names its product ras-specific guanine nucleotide-releasing factor RalGPS1. Gene Ontology annotation, cellular component: plasma membrane. Bases 79 to 1824 code for a protein of 581 amino acids. Gene Ontology annotation, molecular function: guanyl-nucleotide exchange factor activity. The transcript is spliced from 19 exons. The record is from RefSeq and is a predicted model, not a curated record. Lineage: Eukaryota; Metazoa; Chordata; Actinopteri; Cypriniformes; Cyprinidae. Gene Ontology annotation, biological process: Ras protein signal transduction; positive regulation of GTPase activity.